AUGGCCACCGCCGAAGGCGACGCCGACUGGUCCCUGCCCUCCCCCGCCGACCUCGAAGACAACGGAUUCCCGGCUCAACCCUCCUCCCCCGCCGCCUCUAGCAGCAGCUUCGCGGAGGACUUCUACCGCAGCGGCACCGACUGGUCCUCCCUGCGCGCCCCUCCGCCGCUGCGGCCGCCCGGAGGGCCACCCGGUGUGAAGGAGAAGGAGAGGGGAGGCGGCUCGCUCGUGCAGAGCAGCCUCUUCCAGGCUUGGGGGAUCGAGGAGCCGCGGCGGGAGCGAGGGGCUCGGGGCUCGGGGCUCGGGGCUGCGGAUUCCUCCCCCUCCCCCUACCUUUCCGGUUCUUGGUUGGGAAGGAAGCGGAGGCGAGGAGGCACCGAGGAGGAGGGGGUGACGGCCAAGAAGCCCCUCGCGUGCCCCUUCUACAAGAAGAUUCCCGGCACACCAUUCACGGUGGAUGCAUUUCGGUAUGGACGAGUUGAGGGAUGCUCGGCAUAUUUCCUUAGCCACUUUCAUCAUGACCGUUACGGUGGAUUGACCAAGAAAUGGUGUCAUGGCCCCAUCUAUUGUUCUUCACUCACUGCACGCCUAGUGAAGAUGUGUCUGUCAGCCCCAGCAACAUGUAUUCAAAUCAAUGACUGCAGCUACAUUUGUCCUUUGGAGCUUGAUACCGAGUAUGUCGUAGAGGGAGUGACAGUAGUUACCUUGUUGGAGGCCAACCAUUGCCCUGGUGCAGCUCUAAUCCACUUCCGUCUAAGUGAUGGAAAGACCUAUCUCCACACUGGGGAUUUUAGAGCAUCAAAAUCUAUGCAAUUGCAUCCACUUCUCCAGAGAGGCCGGGUUCCCACCCUUGAUUUUGCUAUGAGGAUAGCUCGAAGAUAUCUAAAGAAGCAACCAAAAACCCUCACUGUUGUUGGGGCAUAUAGCAUUGGGAAAGAGAAUGUGUAUCUAGCAAUUUCCCAAGCUUUAGAGGUCCCUAUAUACACUGAUGCAUCAAGGAGGCAGAUUCUUCACUCAUUUGGCUGGUCAGACUUAUCCAAAAGGAUAUGUUCAUGCAAUCAAAGUUCACCACUUCAUGUUCUGCCCCUUGGAUCUGUAAAUCAUGAUAACUUGAAGAAGUACAUGGAGACUCUUAAUGGAAGAUUUCUAGGUGUGCUGGCUUUUCGGCCUACAGGUUGGACUUUCUCUGAGGCAGCUGGAAAGCAUCUUGACCUAAUAAAACCAAGCUCUAAUGGCAGUGUAACAAUCUAUGGUGUGCCUUAUAGCGAGCAUUCAAGUUUCACUGAGCUUAGGGAUUUUGUGAUGUUUCUGAGACCUCAAAAGGUAAUUCCUACUGUUAAUGUUGGCAACGCGACAAGCCAAGAUAAAAUGCAAGCACAUUUCCGGGAAUGGCUGAAGAGCAUGUGA
Miscanthus lutarioriparius is the source of this 1407-nucleotide messenger RNA. NCBI's taxonomy places the organism in Eukaryota, Viridiplantae, Streptophyta, Magnoliopsida, Poales, Poaceae. The record is from the annotation of a GenBank genome assembly.